UGUCAACUGCACUAGCUUAAAGUGCAUUUUUGAAAUUUUCUUUUAGUUUUCUAAUCCCAAACCUGCACUGGUCAUUGAAAAUUUAUACUGGGUGAGCAAAAGCAGUUUUAUAGAUUUUUCGCUAAUGGUAAAGACGAGUUUUUGUUUUCUGCCCAAAGUAGCCAAAGAUUAAAUUUUAAUGGACUUAAACAAAAAAUCCGUGUUUUCCACACAGUUUAGUAGUAGGUAGAUCCGAAACAAUCCUAUUUUGUGUAAGUAAGAGUUUUUUUAUCAAGUUUAUGGGCAAUCAAUACAAAAUUCCACUUUGUUUCAAAUUUCAAGCGACUGGAAGCUGAGAAAAGUCAAUGCGAAACUAGUUAAUGCUGGUUUCACUGUAGUACUGAUGGCUGGCUUAAGAACCCAAAUGCGCUACUUGAACGCCUACGAAAUCCACAAGCUAAUUGUUAAUGAGUUUGUGCUAAAACAACCAGGAGACACUAAGUGGCUGGCACGCGAUUCUUCCAAAGACAAGACCGACUAUCAUGUGCUAAAAGAAAACCACAAGUUCCUGUGGGAUGAGAAGGAGCCGGAAACAUGGGAGGAACAGUUUGCCAAAAGAUACUACGAGAAGCUGUUCAAGGAAUACUGCAUUGCAGACCUGAGCCUGUACAAGGAAAACAAAGUGGCGAUGAGGUGGCGAAUUCAGAAGGAGGUGCUUAGUGGUAAAGGCCAGUUUAUAUGCGGAAAUAAGUCGUGUGGCGAGAAGAACGAGCUGAGGAGCUGGGAGGUUAACUUUGCCUAUCAGGAGCAAGGCGAGAGGAAAAACGCCCUGGUGAAAAUUCGCCUUUGCCCAUCGUGCUCGAAGAAGCUGAACCAUCACAGCAAGAAGAAGGAAGUGACCAGGCUUCAGAGGAGAGGAAAUCGCAAGGAAAAACACCCUCAAGCGAUCGCGCCAAGCAAAGCCACCCAAAGUCGAACCCAAGCUGAGCCUGAAGAAGCCCCGAAAAUGGAAUUACCGACUGAGUAUCCAGCUUGGGAAAAUCACAAACCAGUCGAAACCAAGUCGCGUGAGGAGGAAAUAGAGGACUAUCUUGAGGAUUUGUUAAUUUAAAUUAUAUUUUUAUUAGUUAAUUUAAGUUGUGAUAAAUAAAUUUGUUAAAUUA
Messenger RNA from Dendroctonus ponderosae (mountain pine beetle), 1142 nucleotides. Its product is annotated as protein FRA10AC1 homolog. The record is from RefSeq and is a predicted model, not a curated record. The coding region runs from base 383 to 1090 and encodes 235 amino acids. The transcript is spliced from 2 exons. Gene Ontology annotation, biological process: dephosphorylation. NCBI's taxonomy places the organism in Eukaryota, Metazoa, Arthropoda, Insecta, Coleoptera, Curculionidae. Gene Ontology annotation, molecular function: phosphatase activity.